Penicillium egyptiacum is the source of this 1608-nucleotide messenger RNA. NCBI's taxonomy places the organism in Eukaryota, Fungi, Ascomycota, Eurotiomycetes, Eurotiales, Aspergillaceae. The record is from the annotation of a GenBank genome assembly.
AUGUUCUCGCCUCUGAUUGCUGGGAUUGUUGUAUUGCUUCUAUUCUUUGUUUGGAACAGACUCAUUUACCACCGAACGAAGCAAUACGCUGGUUUCCCUCAGACUCCGCCAUCACGAAUAUGGGGCCAUUUGUCCACACUCAUUCAACUUAUGAAGACAAGCAAAUCGAAUAGCCACUUUGACGAAGCGUUCAAGAAAGUCUAUGAUCGCCUCGGCAGUCCCCCCGCGUUUCUUCUGGAUUUGCGACCAUUCAGCUCUCCUAUAUGUGUUGUCUGCAGGCACGAAGUCGCAGAGCAGAUAACUACAAGCUCGAAGCUUUUCCAAUACAGUCUCCCUAAGUCGCGCCUAACGGGGUUGGUCAGUGAAAUCACGGGCCUAACAUCGAUCAUCCUUGCCGAGGACAAUAAUUGGAAAGCCUUGCGCAAGCAGCUCAACCCAGGGUUCUCUCAUAGCUAUACUGUUAGUCUGGUGCCCUGUAUUCUGGAUAAGACGAAAUUGUUUCUAGCGAAUCUCGAUCAUUAUGCCAGCACUGGUGAAGACUUCUCGCUAGAUCAUCUCUGUACAAAUUUGACAUUUGACAUCAUGGGCGCUGUCACUAUGGAUACCGAUAUGGACGCACAACUCGGAGAAAAGAACCAAACCCCAAUUGUUAGGCUCUUCCGCGAACUUACCUCUGCCUUCAAUUAUCGCAAUGGAAUAUCGGUGCUAUUGCCUUCGUACAAGAGAUGUCGUCUUGUUCGUCACCUCGAUAAGCACAUCAAACAGAAUAUCAAAGCAAAGUUCGAAGAGCAAAAAGCAAAUCCUCAAAACCGGUCUCGCAGUGUCUUAUCCCUAAGUCUGGCCGAACAGAAUGACUUAACUUCCGAGAUUUUGGACCAGACUUGUGAUCAGCUAAAAACCUUCUUAUUGGCUGGUCAUGAUACAACGAGUAUCUUGUUACAAUGGACAUUCUAUGAACUGAGUCGGAAUAUACGCAUAUUAGGACUUGUUCGCCUCGAACUCGACGAGCUUUUUGGCCCUGAGUCGUCUCCGAUCGCCGUCCGAGAUAAGAUCCUUGAAAACACAUAUGACUUUCUUCAAAAUAUGUCGUACACCUCUGCUGUUAUAAAGGAAACCCUUCGUCUACACCCACCAGCUGCCACUGCACGGCAUUCACCACCAAACACAGGGUUUAACGUCCGAUUGCCGAGUGGCCAAACCUUAUGUCUAGACGGAUUGGUCCUUUAUAACUGCCAGAGCAUCAUACAUCAGGAUAGCGAAGUGUAUGGGGAUAACGCCACUGAGUUUAUUCCUGAACGCUGGCUCGAAGCCUCGGAAAUCCCUAUACCGCCGAGCGCUUGGCGACCUUUUGAACGUGGACCGCGGAGGUGUAUUGGGCAAGAAUUUACAAAUAUUGAGGCACUUGUGGUUAUUGCAAGUGUAAUACGGCGAUAUAGUUGGGAAAAAGUCGGACUUGGGGCAACUAAAUGCGAUGAUUCAGGCGAGCGUAUCGUGAAGGCAAACGGGCAAUACGAACUCCAGUCAGAGUUGUACAAUACGAUGGAGUUAACCGCAAAACCCGUGGACGGAAUGAGAAUGCGUGUGAGAAUGGCGGAAACUUGGGCUUGA